GCUGCUGCCCCCAAGCGAGCGGGUCGUUCGUGCCGCCGCCUCGUCGCUUCGCGCCGCGCUCCGCGUGCUCCGUACGCGUCUAGAGCCGGCUGUUCGGAAAAGAUCGCGCCGCAGUGUGUGAAGUGUGUGUUUUGUGUGUGCAUCGACCACUCAUUGGAUUUAUCUCGUGGUCCGUCGAGUAUUCCAGUUUGUCUGGAUUUGUGCAAAGUGUCUCCCCCAGAGCGGGAAAGUGAAAAUUGUGUGAGGCCCCAAGUGGUGUCUUUAACGACAAAGUGUUGAGUGUGAGGAGUGAUUUUUAGUGCCGUUUGGAUUUGUGGUGUGUUCAACAAAAGUUCAAAUUUUUGGAUGCCAUCGCAUGGGAGCAACUAGCGAAUGGAAUACCAUCAUUUUUGUGGAUACCUUGAGGAUUUACUUUAAACGGUCCGCUAUAAUGGAGUGACGUCGGCGCCAUGGCCAAGGCCGUCGUCAUCCUGGCGCUGGCGGCCGCGGUGCUGAGCCAGGCCGUGCAGGGUGCGGUGCCGCCUGCAGACGCCAACUACGAUGACGAUCUGACGGACGAGGAGGAGUCUGCCGAGCGCGGCGGACGCGCCGGGUCGCCGGGGGCAGCGGGCAGCUCGGGGGCGGUGCCGGGGGCGGAGGGCGACCUGCUGCCCCCGAUGCACGCCUCCUCGCACCUGCCGCUGUUCCUCGAAGAGCCUCAGGACACCUACGUCAUCAAGAACGCCCACGCCACGCUGCGGUGCUCGGCCAUCAACGCGCUUCAGGUCUACUUCAAGUGCUCGAACGCGGGCAAGUCGGCGACCCACCAGCAGGAGUUUGUGGACCCGCACGACGGCGUGCGGCACGUGGAGGCCUCGGUGAACGUGACGCGCCAGGACGUGGAGGAGUUCUUUGGCGAGAAGUUCACGUGCACGUGCACCGCGUGGUCCUCGCGGGGCAAGAUCCGCUCCCGCCCGGCCGCCGUCCAGUACGCCUGUGAGUAUAAGACACGAGGAGUAGUUUUAACACUUUUUCAUUUUUAUUCCCCUCCGUCCUCUGUGUGGCGCUGGCCCUCGUAAGCGGAUGACACAUUG
Molecule: messenger RNA, 1073 nt
Organism: Frankliniella occidentalis (western flower thrips)
Lineage: Eukaryota; Metazoa; Arthropoda; Insecta; Thysanoptera; Thripidae
Product: netrin receptor unc-5-like
Exons: 4
Coding region: 450-1058 (202 amino acids)
Source: RefSeq, a predicted model, not a curated record